UAUUUGGUUAAUCGUGAAAAGGACAGUUUGUGACAAGAACAUAGCGCGCUAAAAUUUUGAGAAAUAUUUCUUAUUAUUAUUUUAACGAGAUAUUGUUGGAAGACAACAGCAGGAUGGGAGGACAAGAUCUUUUGGAUAGUUUGUGCAAAUCAAUUUCCCGCAUCAUGGAGUACUGUCAACAUGCCGAGUUCAAAAACGCAACGCUGGAGCAAGUUAAAGUUCGUGCUGAGAAGUUGGAAGCGUAUUAUGCACGAUUUGUAGAUGCACAUGAGAAGCAGUUGGAUCAAGAUGCUACACAAGCAAGUACAUAUGACGACAUCGCAGCUUUAGUGGAGUCGCGCUAUUUUACAGCACAAGCCCUGUUGGCUGUUAAGAUCAAGGAGCUCACACCUGUGUCAGCGCCAAUUUUGCAUGAGCAGCAGCCCUUCGCGGUCCAGGUAAACAUACCAUAUCAACAGCAUGACUUAAAAAAUACCUGGGGUAAUUUUGACGGAACAUUAACUAUGUGGUCUGGGUUCCGUGACCGGUUUUCAGCUGGCAUACAUGAAAAUAAGAAUGUUUCGCCAGCCUUUAAAUUUUCUUAUUUAAAAAAGUCGCUCAUUGGUAGAGCUGCACAAACACUCGGUGAAUGGCAGCUUACAGAUGAUAAUUAUAUAGAGGCAUGGGAGCGGCUCAAGCAGCUGUAUGACCGCAAAUAUCCAAUUUGUCGCGAACAUUUACGACAGUUUAUUCGUUUGCCAGUUAUAGGAGGGGUGCCACGGGCUCAUGAGCUUCAGCGAAUGUCCAAUGUGACACAUGAAGUGUUACGACAGCUCCGAGCUCAAGGAAUUCGGGUCGAUGCUUGGGAUAUGAUUAUAGUUCAUAUGCUGCAUGAAAGGUUAGAUCCUGAUACGAGCAAGCAGUGGGAGCUGCAACGAGAGACGGAAACACCGACUGUUAAACAAAUGCUAGAUUUCUUGGAUCGCCAAGCAGCUGCCUUAGUUAAUGUUGCAGAUCUACGUAAUUCACGACCACAAGACGGCAAGGCAGUUUAUAACAAUGACCGAAAUACAAUAGUAAACGUGAACGUAUAACGAAAGGUGAAAAUUUGAACCAAAGCAGAUUGUUAGGUAAGAGAUCAUUUCCAUGUGUCGCCUGUAGUGGUGAUCGUCCACUAUGGAUGUGCGAUGAUUUUGUCGCGCUCAACUUAAGAUCUCGUGAGGAGUUUGUAAGAAGAAACAAUAUCUGCCAGAAUUGUUUCAAGAAAGGGCACGGAGCUGGUAAUUGUUUUCAGAAUGGGUGUUCUCGUUGUCCAGGGCAAAUUAAACAUAACAGCUUGCCUUGUCCAAUGAGGGAAGUGUCAA
Molecule: messenger RNA, 1343 nt
Organism: Rhagoletis pomonella (apple maggot)
Lineage: Eukaryota; Metazoa; Arthropoda; Insecta; Diptera; Tephritidae
Exons: 2
Coding region: 114-1073 (319 amino acids)
Source: RefSeq, a predicted model, not a curated record